Messenger RNA from Mya arenaria, 2050 nucleotides. RefSeq lists its product as uncharacterized. Gene Ontology annotation, molecular function: peptidase inhibitor activity. Bases 1 to 1206 code for a protein of 401 amino acids. The record is from RefSeq and is a predicted model, not a curated record. NCBI's taxonomy places the organism in Eukaryota, Metazoa, Mollusca, Bivalvia, Myida, Myidae. The transcript has 4 exons. Gene Ontology annotation, cellular component: extracellular region.
AUGGAAGGUUUUAACAUAUAUUUGUUGUUGUUAGCGACAGCCUUAUUGAAUGUUAUCGUUUCUGGUCAAGGCCAAGGAUAUGGUCAGGGAGGCGGAAUUUUUGGGCAGUAUAGAGGACGUCCAGGGAGUGGCACCGGAUCUGGCAACGGCCCUCCACAAGGCCAGAUCCUACCCUGUUUCCUGGUUGAAUGUCCAUCGCUGACAUGUCCUCCAGAUGAGCAGGUUACAUUAGGCACCUCGUGCUGUUCUUUCUGUCCGGAUGCCUGCAAUGAUGUGGUAUGUCCCGAGUCACAGAUAUGUCCAGGAGGAUUGAAUCCAGUACCUCGGCAAGGCGACUGUUGCCCAAGCUGUCCGACCGGACCACCGAACUGUGCUAAUGUGCUGUGUCUAUCUCGACCAGUCUGUCCUAGUGGCGCCCAGCCGACAUCUCCUCCAGGUGAAUGUUGUUCCCGAUGUCCGGAAUGCACUGAGCCGUGUCAAUCGCCACAAUGUUCUGAGGGUUCCAUCCCACAGUUAUUGCCAUUUGAAUGCUGUCCAACCUGUCAACCCAUAGGUCCUCCAAAUUGUGAGGUGCAGUGUCAAAAUCAAGUCAUUUGUCCUAAUGGCGCCCUGCCGAUCACGCCUCCAGGUGAAUGCUGUUCCCGAUGUCCGGAAUGUACUGAACCAUGUCCAUCACUGCUUUGUUCUCAGGGCUAUAGUCCUCGUCGAUUAUUAGAAGAAUGCUGUGAAACCUGCCAACCCACAGUUUGCAACCUUGCUGAUUGUGCCAUUCCAAUUUGUCAUGGAGGACAACAGCUGGAAACCAAACCCGGUGAUUGUUGCCCUUCCUGUCCGACAGGCCCACCUAACUGCACCGGCGUGUCUUGUCGAGUUCACGCAGUCUGUCCUAGUGGCGCCCAACCUAUCAUGCCCCCUGGCGACUGCUGUCCCCGAUGUCCGGAAUGCCCUGCACCUUGUCCUAAAUUAAGGUGUUCUACUGGCUUUAGGCAACAGCUUUUACCAGGAGAUUGCUGUGAAACUUGCCUCCCAAGAAGGAGAAGAGGAAAGCCAGGUUCAUGUCCAGUGAACGACCACAUCGUUACCAGGUGUGCGGUGUUUGAAAAUGUCUGCUCCAGUGAUUCCCAGUGCCCGGGUCCCCAGAAGUGUUGUGACAACGGCUGCGGUCGCAUCUGCCUUUACCCCUUGCCAACCAUGGGCCGUAAUUAAUAAUAAUCGUAAACUGAUCCUGACUGAAGGAGAAAUGUCUGAGUGUUCUUACUGGAUAGUAUAUUUAAUUGGCCAGUGCACUUAAAACAUUGAUACCUGUUUAAGGAUAAUUAUGAAUAUCAUAGGUUCUAAUGGAAGGCCCGCACAACACUGUUGUAUCGCCUUCCUUUAUAUGUAAAUAUAUACAACUGUCUUGGAAUAAGCUCUGUUAUCAUUUUACUGUUCAGAGAAAACACACAUAUGUUACUUUUGAGAAUAUUAUGAAUUAUUACAUAAGAUGUGUUAUUGAAUAUGGCUCAGCAUUUGGCUAUAGGCAAAACAAAUAGUUGAAAUGUUUUAUUGGCUGGUUGAUUUGUUCUAAAGAUAAUGAUUUAUGAUACUCUUGGUUAAAGUGACAUAAAAGUAUACUGACCUAAAGGCAGUUACUUUAAACCUGGCUGAGGUAACCUCAUACGAAAGGAAACAAAUUCGCACAGUGUCGAAAUAUCAGUGAACAUAAAGGACAUAUUUAAAUUAGUGCCUGUGAGUAUUUUAGUUCUAAUUGGUGUCUAAGCUCUAUUGCUUACAGCUGGUCCUGAAAAUGUACGUGUGCCAACGGAAUCAUAUAAUUGUUUUAUAUUGCUUUGUACAAUGUUAUUGACUGGUAACCUUCACAAAACAGCGCUUCAGUCACAUUUCAUGUUGGUCCAUAUACACUUUGUCAUUGAGAUUGAUGACAAAAAAAUGCAAUGUGGCAUUCUGUCAUGAUUCAUUAUUUUUUAACUUGAUAUAAGUUAUACGUAAAGACGACAAAGACACUUGUAUAUGAACUUAUCAUUCAAUUACGUGCUCAAAUAAAAACAAA